Leptonychotes weddellii (Weddell seal) is the source of this 13185-nucleotide messenger RNA. The record is from RefSeq and is a predicted model, not a curated record. Lineage: Eukaryota; Metazoa; Chordata; Mammalia; Carnivora; Phocidae.
AGGUUAUGGGCACGCUGCCCCUGGCACCGACGCGGGCAAGGCCUUCUGCAUGUUCUACGCCGUGCUGGGCAUCCCGCUGACGCUGGUCAUGUUCCAGAGCCUGGGCGAGCGGAUGAACACCUUUGUGCGCUACCUGCUGAAGCGCAUCAAGAAGUGUUGUGGGAUGCGCAACACGGAGGUGUCCAUGGAGAACAUGGUGACCGUGGGCUUCUUCUCCUGCAUGGGGACGCUGUGCAUCGGGGCGGCUGCUUUCUCCCAGUGCGAAGAGUGGAGCUUCUUCCACGCCUAUUACUACUGCUUCAUCACGUUGACUACCAUUGGGUUCGGGGACUAUGUGGCCCUGCAGACCAAGGGCGCCCUGCAGAAGAAGCCGCUCUAUGUGGCCUUUAGCUUUAUGUAUAUCCUGGUGGGGCUGACAGUCAUCGGGGCCUUCCUCAACCUGGUGGUCCUCAGGUUCUUGACCAUGAACAGCGAGGACGAGCGGCGGGACGCCGAGGAGAGGGCGUCGCUGGCCGGAAACCGCAACAGCAUGGUCAUCCACAUCCCCGAUGAGGCGCGGCAGGGCCGGCCCCGGUACAAGGCGGACAUGCCGGACCUGCAGUCUGUGUGCUCCUGCACCUGCUACCGCCCGCAGGAGUACGGAGGCCGCCCGGCCGCGCAGCAGAACUCCUUCAGCGCCAAGCUCGCCCCCCACUACUUCCACUCCAUCUCGUACAAGAUCGAGGAGAUCUCACCAAGCACAUUGAAAAACAGCCUCUUCCCCUCCCCCAUCAGCUCCAUUUCUCCUGGGUUACAUAGCUUUACCGACAACCACAGGCUGAUGAGGCGGCGGAAGUCCAUUUAGGGUGUGGGGCUGCCGGCGCAGGCAGAAACAGUCCUUUGUCCGAUUUGACCUUGAGUUCCACUGGCCCACCUCGUCUGUUCUUUCUUAUUAUUAGUAUCCUUUACCGUUGUCCUCAUUUUCUUUAUUACUUUUUCUCCUUCCUUUUUCCAUGGUUACCUCUUCCUCCCCGCCCUCAGCCUCCCCGGCGAGACAGAGCAGGCCAAAGGGAAAAGAAAGGCCCGUCCUCCUCUGAAACUCGCGUCUGAGCAUGAAGCAUGGAUUUCUUCCUUCCUUCCUUCCUUCCCAGCGAAGUAUGCCUUACAUUUCUCCGCAGCCUGCCCCAUCUCUGGGGUGGCUUUCCCAGGACAGGUGUGAGACCAAGACCACCAGGCAGAGCUGAGAGGAUACCCAACCCAAAGUUGCACACCAGGCUACCAGCCGGCGAGUGCCCACCCACGUGCUGUCUGACCUAACUCCUCUGUGUCCUCCUCCCCUGAUCGGUGGGUGGCUGUGUGUGUGUGUGUGCGCACGCACGUGUGCACAGACCGCGUGUGAAUGAGGGAGUGCACACGUCUGUGUGCUUCUCUGUGUGCGCACCGCGUGACAAAAACGGAAAGUAUCAGGUAUUCACAGUUUUCUUUUCCGUGACACAGUUCUGUUAAUAACCUGCUUUCAGCGGCUUCCAAACAAAAUGGGAAAACAAAACCCAUGAGGUUUUUGAUUUAUCAUUCUGCCAAAUCAAGCAUGUUCCAUAAGCGGUCUUUCUCCCAGACGUGUCAUGACCAUAUUUUUUAAAUGCUAGGUUCUAAAUUAUAUUAACUUCUUUUUAGGGGGCGGGUGGGAACGAAGACACGGAUCAUCUUAGCUUGCCAGUUCAAAAAUUUUUUAGAAGCAUGCACUUUGUGAAACUGGUAUGCAUUAUCAACGCAAGACAACAAAACUAGCAACGGAGCAGUCCAAAGCCAGUAAUAAUUUAUUCAAGGCAUUGCUAUCAUCUGCAGUUCCAACAAUUUACCAUGCAACUGGAAGUGUCAGGAGAAACUGGAAAAUUGUUGGAGCCACAGAAUACUUUGUUACUUCCCUCUUAUUUAUAGGAUGGAGGUGGCAGCGGCCAUGGUGGUGGCUUGUGCGGCAUCUACCUGCCUAAGUAAGAAUUACAGUUUGGGAUGCUUGGAUGAGAAUGGGUAUUAGGUGGAUGUGGUUUAUUUUCCUAAUAAAAAAAAUGACAGGGCAUUCCUUGUUUAAAAAACAUAUAUACAUGUAUGUCAAGAAAGACAGUCUCUAAUUGCAUUUGAUUUGUAAAUAAGGGCGAGUCUGUGUUGGUCUCAGGAAGCGUUUAGAGGCAAGGAGCCGUGUCUUGGCCUGCUGGGAACUUGUCAAUCUCAGGGGACAGUUUUCCUGAGUAGUGGAGAAAUUCCUCCCCAUCAUCCCUUUGGACGACCCAAAGGGAAGGCCUGUUAAUCUCCUGGGGGAGGGCUAGGCUAUAGAAUAGGGUACACUGGGGGCCUUUUCAAUGACAGGAAUAAAGAAAAAUCUGGAAUUUAAGUUCACAGAGGUGACUUUCACUUCCCUUGUCCCCUGCUGUUUCUGGAACUCACCCGUCUUCCCAUGCCUUUUUCAUAAACCAAACGUUCAGUGCUCUUGGAUAGAAACAGGCUUUGGCUUUGGCCCAGAAGGAGCAGUGGGAGCCCCCGUGGGAUCUCCCAGAAUGGAGGAUCUGCUUGCUCCCUAGAAAGAGACCUUCAAGAUUCCUGAAAGGAAAAGGCACCGAAUGUCACCAGUCCCAAGCAUUUGGGCCAUUGGACUGAAACGCAGGCGUCCAGACUCCUCUGAAGAGGCGGGCACUGUAGUGUCUGUGGGCCACAGGGCCUGUGGAAGGGGUCUGCGAACCGCGGUACUCAACCUUCAAGGUGGUCUUGAUUCACUCAUUUUUAAUAUAUAUAUAUUUUCAAUUUUAGGGCUCUAAAAUCUGUCCAGAGAAUAGAAUUUUUUUUUUCUUAGAAGAAAUUUUUCAUUUUUGGGAGGAGGGUCAUAGGUGUGAAAAUAUUAAUGCAUCUUUGUAGAGUGCCUCAUGCUUUGGAGGAGAAUGCUUGGAAUCAGUGUGGGGUUUCUCAUGAAAACCUUUGUAAGAUCUUUCCUCAAAUGGGGUGUAGGAUCAUCUUUGAUCUAUAAGGGAAACUGAGGGACGAGGGGGUGAGUGGUUUGCUCAGAGCUGGUCUUGGUCUAAGCCGACUCCUGCCACACGGUGGCAUCUUCAUUCAGCCCUCCGAUGAGGGCACCUGCUUCUCUCUGUCCACAGGUAGAUGCCUCAGACCCCUGGAGUCAGAGGAGCAUGGGCUCAGCCCUCCAUUCAGGGCUGAUUCCCUGAAUAAAGUAUCUGUUUAAAGUGGCCUUCAUCUGUUUAAAUGCUUCCAGUGACAGGGAGCUCCUCCUUUCCUGAGGAAAUUACGAAAACAUUCCAUACUCUAUAUUUCCACAGAGCUGACUGUUCUUUAUACAAUUAAGGAUUGUAGGAUGAAGUUUUUUCUGUUCAGUGAUGACCACAAACUCAAGUAUCGGAAGCAAUGUGGAAUCUGUCUUGCUUCCAUAUCCUUCUUAGUUCUUGGUCUUUGGCUAUUGCUCAGCCCUCUGAAGGGCAGUAAGAGAAUCUUCUCUUCCAAAGUUAAAUAUCCUUGUUCACGCUUGGAGUAUUCAGGGCACAGUGGGGAGUCUUGGUUUGCUUCCUUUGGGAGGUGCAUCUUUUUCUCAGAUGGCCUGGACUGGUCUCUGGCCAAGGAGUCCUCCAUGCACACCGGUGAGGUGCUUUCACGGGGACAGUGAGUCAAUGGCCUCCAGGGUCCUUCCCUCCUGAUAAAAUGGGGCUGGGGCAUCUCCACCCAGAGAGCUUGGCCGCCUGAGAUGGCUCAGUCAGCAGGAGAAUCUUCAAAAGCCAAGAGGGAGCUUAGCCUGAGUUGCCUCACUGAGGUCCCUCAUUUUCAGAGGAGGAAGCUGAGGCCCAGGAAGGGGAACCUGGCAGCUCAGAUCAGCCGGGCAGGCCCUUGGUCUUUGCAGGUGUUUCUCCUCCUGCUGUCUCCCUGGCUGUUUGUUCACUGCUGUUGCUUACACCCUCGAAGUUCCCUCCGCCUCUCAGGCCCAGUCUGUUUCUCCCUCCCACAAUGGGUGACUUCUUUCCUAAGUCUGGUUUCCCAGCCCUUUCUUCCAGGGAGCAGUGUCCACGAAGUGCGGGGGAGAAUUCACACGAGGUUGUUUGGAGACAGGUUUCAGCUUCAGUCGGGAUGAGCCAAGGAAGAGCCACGUUCCACCAGAAUCACAGGGUGCUGGCCGGCCACCCAGUUCUAGAGGUCAGGUCUAGAAGUCAACAUGCCUCAUAGGUCCUUAAAGAGCUUUCAGACUCUUGCUUGAAUGGUUUUCCAGCUGAGAGAUCUCAAUCCAUCCACUCCACCAAAGACAGGAGGAAGGUGGGCCGUGCCACAGGGCUGGGUGCUUUCUAGAGACCUUCCCGUUUUACUCUUCGCCACGCCCAUGCCGGACGGAAGGUGCUAUCACGCCACGGGACUGUUAGACUCUUAUUGCCUCAGAGUGGACCCACUGUCUGGGUUUGGAGAUGCCAGGUUAGUGCCAGAGCUGGGAUCAGGUCUCUUCUUUCCGUCCACAGCACUCUGUCUUGAAACCCAAGGAGCAGGCCCUUAAGCACGGUGGGCUGCCUGGUGCUCCCUGAGCAUCUGUUGUGCUCCUGCUGUGCAUCACUGAUGUGGAGGAGGUGCCCGCACUCGGGCAUGAUCACAGCAGGUCGUUUGCAGCCCAGAAAUCCCCGCUGGGAGAGGAAGCAGAUGGACCCAUCCUGCUGCCUGGGAGGCCCGCCUUUGCAGGUGCUCGAACCCCAUCUAUAAAAGGGGGAGAGUGACUGCAGAAUUUGGCUCACCGUUUCUUCUGUGUGUGUAGGGCCUUAAGUGGGGGAAUAUCUGGACAGUAACUCAGAAGCCCACAGAGAAAUCUAGGAGGUCACUUUUCUCUGCCUCACCUCGAUCUGAAAGCCCUGUGGAUCCUGAUACCUAGCCACAAUCACCAGAAGCUGGAGGGAACGGGUUAGAGGCAUUCAUGGUCUGUGCGCAUGAAGUUGGAGGGGGAGGUAGGAGAGCAAACAAUGAUCAGAGGAGAAAAACCACCCACCACUGAGGUCUGUGGCCCUAUUUCUUUCUGCAUUUUUUUAGAAUAAUUGGCCCUAAUUGAGAUACCAGUUACGGGCGUCCACAGAGGUGCAAAUCCUGAGGCCUGUGCAGGAAUGUGUCCAUUCUAGUAGCAGGAUAGAUACCAUCCCCUCAAGUGCCCUCAUGCGUGUGGCUUUGCUCCUGAAGGGGGGUCAGCCUGAGGGCCUGUCCUGUGCGGGCCUGCUUCACGCUGGCUGGGGCUCCGGCGUGGGUUUCUUCUAGAGUUAUAGCUUGUCUGGGACUCUGGAUACAUCCCAGGUGAGGAAGGGUUGGUAGGGCAGGGAGGGGCCCACACCUCCUGCUUCACUGGGCCCCCAGAAAUCAUUUCUCCUCCCUGGGCCUCUGUUGCUGUCGAACACCGCAGUGGGAUGGCAUGGAGUGGGUGGGAUUUAGGAGCACCUAGCACAAGAUGAAUUUGACCCAGGAAGACAUUUGGCCUCGGAUGUUCCAAUCAGUGGGCACAUUCGAAGGUUGGGACACCAAAAAGAAUACCAGAGGCCGUUUCGUUCAGCAGGGUGCUGCAGAGAUGGUGCCACUGCUUGUCCCCUCUCCAAGAAGAGAGCGUCAUCGCACGAACCAGGCCCCAUGCAUUCCAGGUUCCCCAAAACCCUGGGCAUAAAUCCACUUUACGUGGCUGGCUCUUGACUACACCUUGGGAGACAUUGCUGUUUCGGGCGGGGGGUGGGGGGGGGCCUUCUAUUUCCGCGUGAUUCUCCGCCACCAACUUUGGAAAAUUCCAGAUCAAAGAGCUGAAAGACGAGUAUGAUGAACUUCGUAUACCUAUCACCCAAAGUCACCAGCCUGCAGUGCUUUGUCACAUUUGCUUGACCCUCUCCCACCCCCACCCCGAUGUAUUUAGAGGAUGAAGUGGGGUCUGCAACUUUUGGGUGGUUCAUCCAAAGACAAAAUGGUCUCCUGGGAACAAGAGCAUUCUCCUAGAGAACAGUGCCGCUCACCCCCUAGGAAAUUUAGCAUUCGUGCAAUAUUUUUACCUAAAAUACAGCCCACAUCCACAUUUUCCCAACUGUCCCCAAAACGUCCUCCAGAGCUUUCUUGUGAAUCUGAGAGACAAGGUCACAUCUCACACUGCCUGUCUGGUUGCCCCAGAUUGCUCCAAUCUAGGACAUUCUUCCUCCCCAUUUUUGUCUUCCAUGAUGUUGCCAUUUUGAGGAGUCCAGGCCUGUCUUGGGGGGAUGCCCCGCGACCUACUUCUGUCUGCUGGUUUCCUUGUUUAGGGGAUUGUAGGGAAGACGACAGCACAGCAGUGUUGUGUAGCCACGAUGAAUGCAUUUGAUAUGUUUGGCUCUCUCGAGAGUUCUGUGAUUACCUCUCUCAUUGUAGAUAAACAAGUCACACUAAAUGUUGCUCUCCUCUGUUGGAGAAACUAGUGGAAGCUUCUAGAGAGGUGUCCAUGAGUCCCUGGAUGCUGGGUCUCAUUGCCCAAGCCGAACAUCACUCGGCUAUUUCUGACUCCUGACGUGGAUCUCUCUGCCGUUUGAGCGCCAGCAAUCUUUACCCUAAACACCUGUGGGGGGCGGGGGUCCAGCUAUAAAUAGACAUAAAGCACAGAGAUGGGCUUUCAUCGAUUACAGAGCUGGCUAGCUGGUAUAACCCAGUAGGAUUGUUGUAAGGAUCCCUGUGAGCUAGCUGGGGCGCUCUGGCACCCGGUAGCUACUCAAGCGAGUAGUAACGAUCGCGGAGCCUGUCCUACCAUUAAUGAUCAUAAAGCUGUAACUGGCUGUUGUAGCGCUCUUGGCCAUUCAGGGCUGUAAUUGGGACCUCUGUCUUUGAGAUAUUUGCAUUGGCAAGUUCUAUAGCAUGGAUUUUUCAGCGCUGAUAACAUAAAGCAGUCCACCUGCUGUAGCUGAGUAACCUUUCAUUUUGAUCAAGAAAAUACUCCCCUGCAGAUUCUCUGAGCCUUUGCCCAUGCUGUUCCUGCUCCCCGGAAAGGCUCCCUGCUGCUCUCCAGCGUGGAGGUGGAGAGGCGUGCCUCUCACUCAUCCUUCAAAGGCCCCUGAUGGACUCAGCGAUGCCCUCCUGUGGGCUCCCUAGUUCUUUCUGUCACGCAAGAACAUCCUGGGAAGCCAACUCUGACGGGCCUGGCCUCGAGAGCUGUAAGUGCUGAGCCGUGCCCACAGAGGGGAGUAAAGACCAUCAGAUUUCUCGCCGCUUGCCUAAGUGGCCGUUUCAGCCCCGUUAUCAAGGCACAUCUUCACUUCAAAUGCAGGCAGUGGCUCCCUCCCUGGAAAUCGAUGCCCAGCCACAUGCUCAAAAUCCACCACCCGCCAUCGGCCAUUCAGUGGCACCUGCCCGCCAGAGUGGAGUAUGCCACGUGCCAUCGGCCGCGAGCUGCCCACAGCUCGCCGUUUCCUGUGAAGUGGGUGAUUGGAGCACCUUCAGUCCCCAGAAGCACACUUGUGACACUCCACCCUGCAGCAGGGAGGGGGCCCCGUGCUGGGACGGUCUCCAGGAGCUGGUCGGUGCCGCGUUCACGCCGAAGUUCCACUGGUAGAAGCUGAGCAGCGCGGACACGCGCGGCGAGUGGCAGGAAGCCUAGGCGCCACGCCGGGAACAGAGGCCCGUGCAGACGCUUCCCGCCUCCGGGCAGUGCGUGGGGCGGACGCCGCGCAGGCUGGGGCACCUCACACAGCCAAGACUGGCUUCUGGCACUCACAGAUGGGCGGUUUUGCCCCUUUGAGCCUCAGUUUCCCUCCCUUUAAGUUGGAGGUGAGAAAUAAACCCUGCACAGAGCGGCUGUGGGAACUGCAGGAGUGACUUUGGCUGGGCACCUGGUCCGUGCUGAGCGCCACGCUGGGGUUCUCACUCAGGCCCGUUCUUGGGCUCCUAUGGGUUACUCCCGGCAUUGGACUUGAAAUGGAAAGGCAGUGAAGGAGUCUGGUCGAGGAACUCAGGUAGGGCUUCAUGGAGGAAAUAGCUUUUGGAAAUCUCUGAGGGGAGCCUUGAAGGAGCAAGUAGGUGCUGAUUUAGGCAGAGGCAGAGGCAGAGCCUGGCCAAGGCACCGAGUGUGGACGUGCCGGGAGCACAGAUUACACCCAGCGUGACUGUCCAGGCCCUUCACAAGCUGGUCACAUCCUAAGUCGUUUGAGCCAUUCUCAUGCUCAAGAACCUUCCCUGGCUCCCCCGUGCCCACACGGUAAGCUUAUUUCAAGGCCCUUCUUUCUCACACCUUGCUUCUGUGGAGGAUCUGUCCAUCCUAAUGUCCCUACUGGGGCCUCCUCUUGUGACAGAGCUCCAAAGGUAGAGCCUGGAGUCUCUCCAGACUCGAAUCCUAUGGAGUCCUAUUGUUUGGGUGGAGUUGAGUGUUGCGUUUUGUUUUUCUGAGUCUUCUGGACGUUUGCUAUAGUUUACAUGGGGGAAUUUUUCUGGAUAAGGUCUGCUUGGUCUUUCACUUGAGCCUCCGGAGGACUCGUCCUGACAAAGCCGAACAGCUACCGAAGAUUAGCAUGGAACUAACAAAAGAAAAAUGUCUGAUUGUUGGGCUCACUUGGCGAGAGGAUUUGCCACUUCCUGAUCAACUCUACGAACAAUGGAUUUUGGGACUGCCUGUGACCAGGGCCUCAGGGACUGAACUAAGGCCUCAUGGGAGUUUUGAGAUGCUGGUCUGGGCCCCUGCUCUUAGUCAACGUUUUCCCCCCCCGGAGUUGGAGCGUCAUGUGGCUGUGGUGCUGAGGGCAGGGUCCUUCAGUAAGGGUGUGAGCCAAAGAGCCAGGGGUGUCUGUCUUGGGGAGCACUGGAGGCUCAGAUCUGUUCUUCUUUCUUCCCACUGGUGUGUCCAGGGUAUGGCCGAGGUCAAGGAGUGGCAUCCUGUAUGGAGCUCCCCCCUCCCUCCCCCCGGCAAUGCAGUGUGGACUUUGAUUUUGAGAUCAGGCCCCUGGGUAAUGGAGGCUGAAGAAGCACUUGCUGGGUGGAAAGGAAGUCUAGCUUAGAAAAGGUGAGCUGAACCAGGAUUCAACACUUGCCUUUGUGAUUUGCUGUGUGACCCAGGGCAAGUCACUUCACUUCUCUGGGCCUGAGUUUCUUCUUUUCUAGACUAAGGGGUUUGGCCAAGGUUCUAAGUUUCCCACCCUCCGCACCCCCGCCCCAUGUCUGCCUCAUUGUCUCUGCCACCAACUCCAGCCUUGGGGUGGACUGGCUGGGCUGACAUCAGCCAGCGUCUGGAAGUAUUUACCCAAACACCUUCUGUUACAGGUGACGCUCUCCCAGUUAGAUUGUUUCACUGGCACAUGGAUCCUUAAUUAACCAAUAGCUUCUUACAGUGUCUUUGCUUAGUUUCCUUGACUGUGCAAGGCUCCCUGGUUGCACAAGGUGCGUGUUCUAACGAGAGCGAGUCUGAGCCCAGGGGAAUCUGGGACUCUAUCUGCAGCACUCAUCCACACUUAUAAGAAGAGGGGGAUGGGCCCCCAGGAUUUGCCUUCCCACUAAUCCUGAAACCCCAGUCCUGCCCCUCUGUCUACCUCUGCUCUUCACCUGCUGCAUGCUCGGCUUGUCCUUACGUCAGGGUUCUCUUUGCUUCCUGGGAGGAUGCGUCGUCCACCUGCAGAAGUCACUGGCUCAGCACGGGGCCUCGUGCCAGGCCCCAUCUGACUCGGGUCAACGGUCUUUGCUUGGCUGGGACUGAGCCCCGAUGGAUCUGGGGCCUGAGUGCAGAGCGGCACUGACUUCUGCUGCUCGUGCACACUCCUGCUGGGUGGGGGCGGGGCUCCCAGGCUCAGAGAGGGCACAUUGAUGGAAGGGCAUCCAGGGCCCUGACUGCACACUUCUGGCCCUUCUUCCCCAAGCUCUGUGCUCAGGCUCACAGGGAGGGGUGGGUCCCCCUGCUUGCCAUAAGAAAGGGACACGGGACUGCCCUCAGGAGGAGGCAGAGGGGGUCACUUCCAGAACGGGGAGGCUCCAUGAUGGGGGAGGCAGCAUUUCACCUGGGCAGGCAUGGGACAGGAGAAAGUUCCAGACCCCCAGGAAGAGUAUUUGCUGAAACUCCCUGUUCCUUCACGUUGUUCAAAAGCCCAGCUCGUUGCCAGUCACCAGGGAGGAAAGCCUGAGAGGAGAGCCGAGCUCAGACCAAGCCUUUGAUUGAUCUUACCAGUCGUGCAGAACUGUGGCCUCAGGAGUCUAUUCUUAGUAGCAAUGGCCCCAGAGGGCAGACCCCAGGCUAGCAUUGUGAGUUCUCUGCUACAGAGGGUGGGCUGGUGGACCCAGGCAGGAGGCAGUAUGAAUCACAAUGUGAGUCCAAGGUGCAGGCCUCCCAGAAUGGCCACGGGGUCCCCAGCACAAGGCAGAGGGUCCAGCCGUGGGGGACGGAAGAACUCUGGUUGAGCCCCCUCCAUAGUCUGCUCUGUGUCACCUGGGGAGGUCACCCUGUCAGGGAGGUAGACCUGAAAAUGGUUUGGAGGAGGUCAUCCUGGUGGACAUACCCCUUCUCUCUGGGCCUUUGUUUCCCCAUCUGUGAAGGAAGGAUCUGGAAAGGUGGGAUUAUUCCAGAAGGACUGGAGCUAGAAAACCUGGUCUUGUAGAUGUGGCCUAGGUUCUGGCUGAAGCUCCAUGGGACACACGGGCAUGGCCUUCCUGUCACUUGUGCCUUCUUGCCUGGUGACCAUGGGUUCCAGCAUGGGAGGAAUUAGGGCGGGAGGAAGGAGAGGAAGACAUGCCCAAGGGUGAGGUAACUCUACUUGGGGAAGCUUCUAUUCAUGUUUCCCCAUCACUUCCGGACCCCGACGGUGGCCUCUCCAGAGGUCCCAGGUUCAGGUUCGUGGAAGCGUCAAGCCUCCAGAGAGCAGGUCUUGGUUUUGUGAAGUUGAGCCAUCGGCCUUGGUCAAUAAAAACAAAGCUUCAGCUUCGCCUCUUCUAGCUCCUCAGCUCUGGGGGGCUGGCGGCCUCAGGGGCCGUUGUCAGCACCUGGCCCUGGGUCCCUGCCUUCCCCCUUUGGAAUUGGGCCACGUGGCCUUGGGCAAGUCACCUCUUACUCUCUUCUGUGAAGGAUGAAAUGGCCAGGUGAGAAGCAGGUAUCCCCCAGAGAGGUGCAGGGGGAGAUGAAGGUGAUGUGUGGGGCUCUUGGCUGACGUUUCGGUGGGGGACGGGUUUGCAGGAAGGGCAGGGCCAGGUGCUCCCAACGGAGGGUCCCUGACCUGGGUCAUCUCCUCUCUCCUAGGGACAGCACAUUUCCCAGGUACGGCUCUGUAGACCUCCUCACCCCGAUGAAUUCUGUCUCUACCCACUUCCUCCAACCCUUCUGUUGAUGCAUUCUUCUUGGCGGCCCCACCUCUCCGUUCCCAAUGGACCAGAUGCUUGGUGAUGAUGUGGCUGGGAGGUCUUCCGGGGACCCAAGGCCCACCAUCCCCCCCGCCCCAGAAAAACCUUGUGGAAAGUCUUGCCUUUCCUUAACCUGAGAGGACAGAGCAGCUCCUAGGUGUGAGCUGCAGCCGUGGGGGGCCUGGUGGCUCCUUGGGGCCCCCCUGUGUGGUGUGAUCUGCUAUUUACAGAGCAUGUGGGGCAUCUGCCAGGAGCCAACCUUAGCCAGAGGCCGUGUGGGGAGCACGACCAUCAAGGUCUCCAGCCUCAGAAGGCUAACCUCCAAUGCACCACGUGCCUCCAAGAUGCCCGAGGUCUAUAAACUGAGUCAGGGGAGCAGGUAUGGGAAUCAGAACAUGCCUCAGCAAUCACUACAGCUUCUUGAGCUGAAUUUUAGGAUUUGGGUAGAAAAAUAAAAAUCCAAUGCAAGGGAAAACAUAUUGGGAACCCAGUGAAGCAGAACCCACAAUUGCCAAGAUUUCUCUAUAAUUUGAUGGCUCCUCAGAGAAUAACACACUCCUGAAAAAGGCUAAUUAUAUAUUUGUUUACUCAGGCUACAAAUAGCAUUUUGACGGCCAUUUGGGGCUGGAAGGGACCUCCAGAGAUCAUCUCGGUCCACCCUCCGCUUUAUCAGAAAUCUCCGUGGAAUAUAGAUAAUGCACUGGAUUAGGGGAAAGUGUUGGUACCGAGGGAACUUUGAGGGAAACCGGCUUACCCUGACCGGAAGGGUUGAGGCCAUCUCCUGUGCCCAUGAAUGUCGAUCGGGUGUGGGGCGGGGGGGGUUGCCGCUAAACAGACACAGGCAGAGACUUCAGGGAGGAGGAGUAGGUUUUAAACCACUGAUCUGGUUAACAAGGAGGAAGAAUUUCUAGUCUGUUCCCAGCAGGCCAAGAAAUUGCAGAUGCUCCCUCUAAGUUGUACAAUUUUUAAUGUCAGCCAACUGUGUGUCCUUGUACCUCAAAACUUUAACAAGAAAAAAAGCAUCAUUUGUGACCCAACGCAUAGAAUAGUUAUUCAAUUAGUCCCACGCUCACAUGCAUUGAAAUGAUGGGCAUAUACAUACAAGGGGUGCUCUCUGGGGGGGGUGGGGCACAGAGAUGUGGAUCCUCAUGUAUUCAUUUGGGGUGCGUGUGUGUGUGUGUGUGUGUGCUGACUGGCUAUCUGGAUUAUUUUGGGGGGGCAUAGUUGGACAUUUUCAUGUCUGCAUGGUAAGAGGACAUGGGUCUGGUUCUGAUGGUGUGGAUGUGGCCGGAGGCCACACUGAGGGUGAAUGGGAAGGUCAGUCCCGAGCCCCUAAGCCGGGACCUUCCUUCCCAUCCUGGUGGGUGUUUGGGAUUGGACCCCGUCUCCCUGCAGUCCAGGCAUCGGACCUGUGGUGGGAAGUCAUACCAGAUUCAGCAAAACCAGUGAUUCCAACCGGACCACAGUGUACCAAAUUCAAAGCAGCCUACUGUUUUCCUUUUCUUGUGUUUCCCUUUUGUUGAUCUUCUCCGGCCCUCUCCGCCUGUGGGGAGGGCGCCUUCACAAAUGGCCUUAGCAUGCCGUUCUGAAGUUUAACAGAAUGAGACAACCAUCAGACGAAAUCAGAGGUAUUUAUUAUCACAGCUUACCUGAAGAAUGACAAACAAAACUGUAUCACCAAUGUUUACAAGUCCAAGUAGACAUCCAGCCCGUGUAAAAUAUGUAAUUUAUGCAAGGGAUUGCAUCUUUCUUUUGUAACGAAUGCACUAAAGCAACCCUGUAUAUAUUUUACAAUGUCUUUACAGAAAAAAAAAAGAAUCAUUUACUGUAGUGUUGUAAAAUAAUGCACUUUUCUAAUUUUUUCAUUAAAAUCUCUAUGGCACGUUU